Lates calcarifer (barramundi perch) is the source of this 3257-nucleotide messenger RNA. RefSeq names its product stromal interaction molecule 1a (gene stim1a). The coding region runs from base 182 to 2641 and encodes 819 amino acids. Gene Ontology annotation, molecular function: calcium channel regulator activity; calcium ion binding; protein binding. Gene Ontology annotation, cellular component: endoplasmic reticulum; plasma membrane. The transcript is spliced from 14 exons. The record is from RefSeq and is a predicted model, not a curated record. NCBI's taxonomy places the organism in Eukaryota, Metazoa, Chordata, Actinopteri, Centropomidae. Gene Ontology annotation, biological process: activation of store-operated calcium channel activity; intracellular calcium ion homeostasis; store-operated calcium entry.
CAUUCUGCGGCUUUUUCGGUUCAGUGUCUCGGUCGCGGGGAAAGAGACCGUCACUUUUUUUUUUUAUAGAGGUGGAGUUCGCUGUGCUUCAACUCCGGGAGACCAGGCAUCUGCGGCAAUGUUAACACAGAGCUGAAACUACACAUCUGCUGGCUCUGAUACAUGACAGCAUACACCAGUCAUGGAGUUCAACAAAUUUGUGACCUUGUGGAUAUUUUGCUUGUGUCUCGUUGGAGAAAGCUGGACUGAAAAAACAAGUUCACCGACGCCGGACAGUCAGAUUGUUGAAAACGGGGUGUCAGAUUUUUGUCGCAUCGAUGAGCCACUGUGCAAGGAUGAGAAUGCCCUUCUCAGCUUCGAGGCUAUCCGUAGUAUUCACAAGCAGAUGGAUGAUGACGCAAACGGCAAUGUAGACAUUGUAGAGACAGACGGCUUCCUGAGAGAGGAUCUAAACUACCAUGACCCCAAGGCCAGGCAUAACAGCUUCCAUGGGGAUGACCAGUUCAUCAGUGUGGAGGACUUGUGGAACGCGUGGAAGGGCUCUGAAGUGUAUAAUUGGACAGUGGAUGAGGUGGUGGAGUGGCUUAUCACCUAUGUGGAACUGCCGCAAUAUGUGGAUGCAUUUCGCAAGAUGAAUUUUAAUGGAAGUGCCAUGCCAAGGCUUGCCGUAAAGAACACCACACUGACACUCUCUAUUCUGAAGAUUUUGGAUCGCAGCCAUGUGCAAAAAUUGCAGCUCAAGUCUUUGGACACUGUGCUGUUUGGAGCGCCCCUGAUGAAUAGACACAACCACUUGAAGGACUUCAUGCUGGUCGUGUCAAUAGUCAUAGGCAUGGGUGGCUGCUGGUUUGCCUACAUCCAGAAUCGCUACUCUAAGGACCACAUGAAGAAGAUGAUGAAAGACCUGGAGGGCCUGCAGAGAGCUGAGCAGAGUCUGCAUGACUUACAACAAAAGCUGCAGAUCGCCCAAGAAGAGCACCGUACAGUAGAGGUGGAGAAGGUGAACCUGGAGCAGAAGCUGAGGGAUGAGAUCAAUGCAGCCAAGCAGGAGGCCCAGCGACUGAGAGAGCUGCGUGAGGGCACGGAGAAUGAACUGAGUCGCCAGAAGUAUGCAGAAGAGGAGCUAGAACAGGUGCGCAUGGCAUUGAAGAAAGCUGAGAAGGAGCUGGAGUCACGGAGUGGCUGGUCACCACCAGAGUCUCUCCAAAAGUGGCUGCAGCUCACCCACGAGGUAGAAGUUCAGUACUACAACAUCAAGAAACAAAAUGCUGAACGGCAGCUCCUGGUAGCCAAAGAAGGGGCAGAGAAGAUAAAGAAAAAGAGGAACACUCUCUUCGGGACUUUCCAUGUGGCUCACAGCUCCUCCCUGGAUGAUGUUGACCACAAAAUACUGGCAGCCAAACAAGCCCUGGGUGAGGUGACCGCUGCUUUGCGGGAGAGGCUUCAUCGCUGGCAGCAGAUAGAGAUCCUCACAGGUUUCACCAUCGUCAACAACCCAGGCCUCCCUUCGCUGGCCUCAGCCCUCAACCUCGAUCCCAGCUUCAUGGGUGGCAGAGCUACACCUCAGCACUUCAUCAUGUCUGACGAUAUGGACGACUUGGAUGAGGAUAUCAUGCCUGGAACUCUGCAAUAUGGCACCCGACUGUUGGAACGGCGAGCCAGUGACCUGUGGUCCGUCAGUUCAGACUGUCAGCCCAUAUGGAAACAUCAUGCUCCCAGUAUGAUGUCGCUGCGCCAACGCCACAUUGACCCCCAGCUGGCCAUGGGCUCCCAGAGGUUGGUAGAGAGUUUCGCGGGGCAGCAGGGAGAGGGAACCCCUUACCCAUCCAGGUCUAGGGCUACCCUCAGACAGUCACGCAGCCAAUCGUUUGGGCAGCUGGAGUGUCUCCCUCUGCCCCCUCUUUCCUCAGCCGUGUCACAUCCCUCCAUCAUCUGUACCUCCAACCCAAAUCCUCCGUCCCUGUCCCCUUUGUCUGCCUCUUCUUCCUGCUUACCUAGCUCUGUGGGUGGCAGUGUAGCACCUUAUUCCUCCCAUUUAUAUCACACAUCUUUCCAGCCCAUGGACCCCAUUCCUGAUUUCACCUUCUCAGAUGACCCCAAAGCGCACUCCUCGUGCAGCGACAGCUACGGGGACCUAAAUCGCUCUGACUCCGACUCCUCCCUGUCCCUCUCCCAAGUUGGUGAUCGGCUAUCUGCCUACAGCUCCAAAGGCCACCUAAUCAAGCCCACUUCUCUCAUGCACAGCCUGUCUGGCCGCACAGAGGAUGCCGUCUCACUGCACGCUCACACCCCCAACGGUGGGAACCGCAUUCACGAAGGCAGUCCUGCUGAGCCCGUCGCUGACAGCCCCAUACUCAUGAAGAAGGUGUACGGCAUGGAGAAGUCGCCCAGCCUGGGAGAGAUCAACUGCUUGUCAGAGUCAUCACGCUCCCUCAGCCCCAACUCAACUGAACCUGACACACCAUCCCCCACAGGAGGGCAAGCAGGGGCCGUAGGGGCAAAGGGCAACAGCCGCAUCCCACAGCUGUCCUCCAAGAAGAGCCCUCUGGAGGAGGACAGUGGCUCAACCGGAGAAGACACAGAUUCAACUGCCAGCCGCAAGAAACACACCUUCAAGAUCUUCAAGAAACAGAGGAAAUAAGGGCUACCUGAACUAAAAGCUGUCAAAGCUGUCUGACUGUAUUCCUCUGGUCUGUUUUUGAAAAAAAAAGUUUCAAAGUUUUUGGGGUUUAUUAAUGGUGAAAUGAUGGCACAAUUUGUUGCCAUUGCAUCUUUGUGUGGGUUUAUCCUACUGAGAGAAAAUAUGGACUGUGGGAGCAAGCAGCUGUUUUAGUGUCAGUUUUAUCCACUUAUUUGGUCAAUGUGGAAUAUGUAGGGGAAUGGGGUAGGUUUGUAUAUUGGAAUGUAAAGUAUUAUUUAUUCUGCAGGAAAUUGUGCCAGUCUCAAAGGGAAACGUGUCUCCCAGUUGGUUUUUCUUUCUUGUUCUAUGAUCUAUAACAUUUUUGCAUGUCUUCACUUUUGUUUGACUGAUAAUCGAAUGCUCUUAGUGUUAGCUUGGUUCUUGUCGUUAACCUGCUUAGACAAAACUUGAUGUUUCUUUUAUUACUACCUAACCACCUAGCCUACAAAUCCAAAGUGAAUGCACAGUCCUUUAUUUUCACUUGACUACUUUGUUUUUAUUGAUGGUUACCAGUUUUAUCUGUCUUUUGUUGUCUUUUUCUUGGCAGAGCAAAUAACACAUUCACGAGAUCCUCAAA